Brassica oleracea var. oleracea is the source of this 1399-nucleotide messenger RNA. RefSeq names its product leucine-rich repeat receptor-like serine/threonine-protein kinase BAM2. Gene Ontology annotation, molecular function: protein binding. The record is from RefSeq and is a predicted model, not a curated record. The coding region runs from base 129 to 1319 and encodes 396 amino acids. The transcript has a single exon. Lineage: Eukaryota; Viridiplantae; Streptophyta; Magnoliopsida; Brassicales; Brassicaceae.
CACUAUCACACACACUCAAUGUGUUUCAUUAUUACUGUCUCUCUCUCUCUCUCUCUCUCUCUCUUUUAAAAAAACUCCCACAAAACUAAACUUGACAAAGAGGGAAGAUACUAAAAAAUCAUCAAAACAUGAGCUACAACACUUUCUUCCUCCUCAUGCUCACUCUCGUCCACUCCAUCUUCUGUUCACUAUCUCCACCAGACCUAGCUGCGCUCCAAUCCAUCAGAAACUCCUUAACCGAGACGCCAGGCUCAGCUUUCUUCUCAACUUGGGACUUCACAACCCCUGACCCUUGUUCCUCCUUCUCUGGUCUCACUUGCACUUCUCACGGCCGUGUCAGCACCCUAUCUCUCGGCCCUAACCUCUCCGGUUCACUCUCUCCUUCUAUCUCCAACCUAACCCAUUUGACCCAACUCGUUCUCUACCCUGGUUCAGUCACCGGUCCUCUCCCUCCUCGGUUCGAUAUCCUCCCUCUCCUUCGAGUCAUUUCUAUAACCAGAAACCGCUUAACCGGUCCUAUACCCAAUUCUUUCUCAUCUCUCUCAUACCUCCACACUCUUGACCUUAGCUAUAACCAACUCUCAGGCUCUAUCCCUCCGUUUCUCACUACACUUCCACGACUCAAAGUCCUUGUCUUAGCCUCGAAUCAGUUCUCCAACAACCUUGAACCUGUCUCUAGCCCCUUGUUCCAUUUAGACCUAAAGCUGAACCAAAUCUCCGGCCAACUCCCACCGGCUUUCCCCACCACUCUCCGGUACUUAUCCCUCUCCUCAAACUCAAUGCAAGGCACAAUCAACGCCUUGGCGCCAUUAACAGAGCUAACAUACAUCGAUCUCAGCAUGAACCAAUUCACCGGAGCCAUCCCUAACUCACUCUUUGGUCCAACGACCUCAUCAAUGUUCCUACAAAGAAACAACUUGACUUCAAUCUCCAACGCCACCGCCAUUUCGUUACCCCAGGGCUCCACUGUUGAUCUGAGCCAUAACUCUAUCUCCGGAGAGUUACCUCCUUCACUCGCCGGAGCAGAGUCCCUGUUCUUGAACAAUAACCGUUUUACUGGAGAUAUUCCAGAGGAAUACGUCAGAAGCUUAACCAACGGUACGACAAAAACGCUCUUCUUGCAACAUAACUACCUGACAAGAUUCCCUUGGAACUCUGGUUCUCAACUACAAGACUCUGUUUCGCUCUGUUUUUCAUAUAACUGCAUGGAGACGGAUCCAGUCGUCGGUUUGUCCACGUGUCCGGUAGAAGUUGCACCUCUGCUCUCAAGGCCUGCCAUACAAUGUUCUCGCUUUUACAAUCACAGCUCCAAUGGUUAAAGUUUUGUUUUUAUUUUAUUUUUGUAAAAAAUGACACAUUUCAUAAAAUGUUUAUCCACAGAAGAUAAUAUAUAUAUAUA